Messenger RNA from Cajanus cajan (pigeon pea), 1213 nucleotides. RefSeq lists its product as uncharacterized. Gene Ontology annotation, cellular component: membrane; cytoplasm. The record is from RefSeq and is a predicted model, not a curated record. Lineage: Eukaryota; Viridiplantae; Streptophyta; Magnoliopsida; Fabales; Fabaceae.
CUAACUGCAUUUGCCAUCCUCUUCGGAUCUCCAAACAAAUCCAACAAAACCAACGCUCUCUACAAACCAAAUGCUGCUGCCAAUGCCAUCCACGCCAUGACCAUCCACGUUCGUCGCAUCCCGCGCGCCGCCGCCGCCAUGAGCGCCACCGCCGCCGCCAUCUCGCGUCGCAUUCCCAACCGCUUCAUGGCGAGGCCGCCGCCGCCGCACUUCCGCCGCCUGACGAAAACGCACCGUCCUCCGACGCCGCCAAUGCCCGUCGUUUCGUUCUCCUCCUCUUCCUCUUCCUCUCCCUCUCCCUCUCGCAAGUCCGGCUUCGUGGCUUGGUAUCUGCGCAUGCUCCAAUCUCACCCCCUCGCCACCAAGAGCGUCACCUCCUCCAUUAUCUUCGCCGCUGCUGACGUCACCUCCCAGAUUAUAACAUUGCCCUCUUUUUCUGCUUCCUACAAUAUACUGAGGACAUUCCGAAUGGCAGCAUAUGGGUUGCUAAUUUUGGGGCCAUCACAGCACAAUUGGUUUAAUUAUCUAUCCAAAAUUUUACCCAACACAGAUGUGACAUCAACGUUGAAGAAAAUCUUAAUGGGGCAAGUUAUAUUUGGUCCUGUGAUCAAUACUGUCUUCUUCACCUAUAAUGGUGCUCUUCAAGGUGAAAGUGGACCUGAAAUCAUUACCAGGUUGAAGCGAGAUCUACUUCCUACAUUGUUAGGUGGUGCACUCUUUUGGCCCGUUUGUGAUUUUGUUACCUUCAGAUUCCUUCCAGUCCAUUUACAGCCACUGCUUAAUAGUUCCUGUGCAUAUGUAUGGACCAUAUAUUUAACAUAUAUGGCAAACCGAGGGUGACCAAUGCUUGGCUUUUGUAUACGUGCCGUUGCUUAGAAGAUCUGUUGGCAGAGAGAUAUUUGACUGAGAUUCAAGAAUCUUUGUAGUUGCAAGUUUCUUAAUUUCAUAUUUAUUCAAUUCUUUAUGUAUAUAGCAUACACUUUAUAUUCUUAGUUUUCUCUUUAAUUUGAAAGGAAGUGACUUUUUUUCUUGAUAAUUAUAGAGGUAAACAGAGAUAAAAGUCAUGCUUUACACUCUUAAAUUGUUGUUUCUGUCUGUCACUGGUAGGAGUAGGUCUCUACUUUGACCUCUUUUUCUCCAGUAACCUGGACUUAUUAAAUGUCAAAUUAAUUUGUUACGUAUUUUAAAUAUUAAUAAUUAGUGUUUUUUUUUA